Molecule: messenger RNA, 1094 nt
Organism: Hyphopichia burtonii NRRL Y-1933
Lineage: Eukaryota; Fungi; Ascomycota; Pichiomycetes; Serinales; Debaryomycetaceae
Product: alpha/beta-hydrolase
Exons: 1
Coding region: 1-1044 (347 amino acids)
Molecular function (GO): hydrolase activity
Source: RefSeq, a predicted model, not a curated record
AUGUCACAAACUCACGAAGCCGUUAACCCAAUCCACCCUUCAAUGGUUGACAAGUUGGACCCAGAGUUUGUCAAGCUCUAUGAUAGACAUGUUGCUAAUACACCAAAUAAACCAAUUGACUUGGCUACGUUGAGAGAGAAUUACGAUAAGAUCUACAGUUAUGGUACUGCUUCUUAUCCAACAAUACAGAAUAUCGAAGAGAUUACAUUCGCUUCGUUCGACGGGGCUGAUAUCAAGUUGAGAAUCUAUAGACCUAAUGGUACUAAUUUGAAUGAAAAAUUGCCAGUGCAUAUAGACUUCCAUGGCGGUGGCGGUGGCCUUGGAAGCUUGAACACAGAAGAACAUAUUCUUUGUCAUUACGUGGAGUUAGCAAAAAUAGCCAUAGUCGAUGUUGAUUAUCGAUUGGUUCCUGAUUAUAAAUUUCCGACUUACAUCAAAGACUGUUUUGAAGCAACAAAGUAUGUAUAUGAAAAUUCAGAUAAGUUAGGAUUCAAUAACGAAAGCCUUUCAAUUGGAGGUGUCUCUGUGGGUGGGAAUAUCGCAUUCAUUGUUUCUCAUUUAUGCCGUGAUGCAAAGAUACCUCUAGUACUCUGUUUGGCUGGUACUCCUCAAGUCGAUGACGUUGAGCCAUAUUACCUGACUGCUGAUUCUCCCUACGAGUCUUCAAGAGAAUGUGAGUUUGCCCCUACUCUUAACUGGGCCAGGAUUACCUUUUUCGACAAGUUGAAGUGGCAGCAUUUAUCAAAGGAUCCGGAGAAAAGAAGCGAAGAGUUGAAAGAAAUUGGCUGGUUUAAAUCGGUAAUGAAUGCCCCCGACUUUUCUAAUCUUCCCAAAACCGUGGUGGCGACCGCAGGCUGUGAUCCCAUGAGAGACGAAGGUGAAGCCUAUGCUUGCAAACUAAUUCAAAACGGCAAUGAAGUGGUUUUUAAAAGGUAUCCUGGUGUUCCUCAUCCAUUUAUGCAUAUGGACGCAAGCUUACUGAAGGCUUCCGACUACAUUAGAUAUACAGCUCACCAGCUUGUAUUGGCCCAUAAAACUAAAUAGGUCUCUAUUGACUUACAGUGCGAUUUUUUUUUUUUGCAGUCAAAAAUGCC